AUGGCCACCGAUUGGGAGACUGAGCGUGGCUACCUCACGCAGGAGCCGCCCAGCCCGCCUAAUUUGUUCUAUAAAACCCCUCCUGCAUCUGGCUCGCGGCAUUCGACGCAGCGACGAGAUUCAUCGUCCGGCCCAGCCUCGUCCCCGCUUCCAUUCUCUGCAAACCCCCGCCGCGAUGUCGAAUCGCGGCACAAGGUCCAUCUGGCGAACGACGAGUCUAUCUCACCACUGGAUCCGCGCAGGUUUACGCCCACUCUACACGCGUCGCUCGUGGCGGAAAUUUUGUCGUUGCGCCGUGACUUAGACGCUAAAACGAAGGAGAUAGACACUCUUGAAUCGUCGUUGGAAAGUGCAAGGUCCGAAGCUGAAUCGCUUCAGGAGACGAUAUCCAAAAAUUCGCAAGAGACUCGAUCCCUCAAACGACAGCUACAGCUGCUUGAAGGCGGCUCGAAUUCGGCCAUCACCGAGCUGGCGAAUGAGCGCGACGAAGCACUCGAAAAUAUUUCAGAUGUUCGAAAAAGGCUUGACAUAUCGCAAAAGAAGCUGCGAACCCAAGCAGAGCAGAUCGAACAAACUCAGGCGGCUUGGGAUCAAGAUAAACAACAUUGGGACGACGAGCGUCGAACCCUAGAGAGGAAGGUCCACGUCACUGAAGGACGGCUGAAGCUGGUUCUUAACGAGAUUGCGGCGGCGGAAGCAUUCAACGAAAAUAAUAAUACAGCGAAUGACGAUGGGUAUAGGCGAGAUAGAGCCAAUACUGGUGCGAGUGAUGCUACCAGUAUUCGAUCGAGCGUCGCUGAAAGAUGCAGAACGAGCACUCCCAGUAUGGGCAAUGAUAGGGAUGUGCAUAAUUUUCGCUACUCUAUCAUGAGCCAAACCAAUGGCAACAUGACCAAGUCCGCCGCUCUGAACCUUGCGGAUGAACUGGCAUUCGACGAGGAAGAAGAGGACAUGUCGACCUACACUGACGACGAACGUCCUGAAUCGCGUGAUACCUUACCAGAGGAAAAUUGCGUACCAAACCAAUCGCACCCACUAGACCUAAAGGCUCGAAAGAUUUUGGGGCUGUCGUUUGAUGGCCAUGAGCAAAAACCUUUGGUAGCCAAUGGUAUAUUUGAUGAGAGUGACGCAGUAACGAUAUCCAACCAAGGUAAAUUCGAAUAUAAGGACAUGGGCAUCCAGUACACUCCGCCGCCGUCCCCAAAAUCGAUACCCGAACAACAACCAGGCCCCGUUUUCGAAUCGCGCGGCAUACAAUCGACUCUGGCUGAUGUUGCAGUCGACCAGACGGAUAAAUCGAGGCUGAACGUCACAAAAGCAGAAGAGGCCAACCUUACUGUUGACUGUGGCACCCUCACCGUUCCUGUUGCCAUGGUAUCUUCUCCGUGUCAAACAACGGACGAAUUAUUAAACAACGUGACGGGCUUGCAACACAAUGAUAACGGACCUGUAAGUACGCGAGAGAUGAUUUCCUCUGGAACUCAAACAGACACUGCAGAGUCUCCGAAAGACACGGAAACUCGUUUACAGAUGCCUAUCCCCAUGAUUGCUGUUCAUCCUCCUGGAUCGAGCCCGCCAUCGCCGCGCAACAGUGUAGUCUUGCCCCCAGCCACCAGGAGCGCUGCAUCUCAGACCGAAGUCCUCCUGCUCCAGAAUACGUGCUCGUCGGCGAUGCAAACGGAGGAGAUUCGCGUCGACAAGCGUGUCAUAAAUGCAGCCGCCGCCCUACUGCCGUCGGCCAUGCCGGACAAGCCUUUUGACUCUGAGGUGGCUGAUGCGCCUUGUGAUCUACCAAUGACUCCGUAUUGUCCCCCUCCUAAGUCUCCAAAAAGAAAACUCCGUCAUCCACCACCAGUUGACGGCCCUAUCAAAGCUGCCAAGCAACAACAUGGGGAGACCUAUCAUAUUUACCCCGGCAACAAUGAUAACGGGCCGCUUACCGAGGACGAGCAGUCAGAUAUUCGUCGGCCAUUUAGAUCCAGUAGCCUAUUUGCUGGCUUUGACGACGUGAGUGACGACGGCACCCAACGAAAAGGGCAAGAUUUGUUCGGCGAUGAUGAGUUUUUGCGCCGCCCUAUGGCCUCUUAUACUUUAAAGUCCGGGAGAUUGGUCUCAAAAGAGAUGCCUUCUAUCCUGGAUCAUGAUUCAGAUGCAGAGAUGGGUGGGCAGUGCUCUCCAAAGCAAUACAGGGCCAAUGGACAAGAACAGCAACCUUCAGGCCCGCAAAAUAAGUCGCAUUCGAGGCGGGCGAUGAGAGCUCAGCUCAAACAGAUUUCUGGAGCCAAGGAGCCAGAUAUGCGACGUGCUGCAAUGAUUUUUAGCUCCACAGCAAUGCAUCAAUCAUACCGUCCUCGCAGUCCGAGCACCAGCAGCGCCAGUCCACAGAAUCCGGCGCCUCCGCCAUUCCCUGUACCGACACGAUUCAGCUCUCGCAAGCCGAGAGGUGGUAGUGAUGGUGCACAGAGCCCCACACCGUACGGUAAUGGUAGCUUGUCGGGGCGCAUGGGAGACGGUUUUCUCCGAAAAUCACGUUCAGCAGCGGUGGUGCGCAAGCAGCUAAAUGGACAUCAAUCUCCAGCACUUUCGACCUCGUCCAUGGCUCCAGAUAGCCCGUUAUAUCCGCCAAUGCCUCUUGACGAAAUAACAGCACCUCGCAACAAGCGAAAUGCUCAACGGCCCGCAAACAACCAUAUGCCUCCCUCCAAGGCUCUAUCUCACUCUCGAAAAGAUUCCACUGCAACGACGGUACAGCCAACAAGUGUGGUUGAUGCCAUUGCGCAGACAAUGGUAGGCGGCUGGAUGUGGAAGUACGUUCGCAGAAGAAAGUCGUUUGGGAUGACGGAAACUUCGAAAGACGGCUGGGAGAUAGGAAAGAAUGCGGAUGAAGCUGUGGCUGCGAAUACUGGUGUUAGGCAUAAGAGAUGGGUAUGGCUGGCGCCGUAUGAGCGAGCGAUCAUGUGGAGCAGCAAGCAGCCCACAAGUGGCCCGGCUUUGCUGGGUAAGAGUGGCAGAAAAUUAAUCAUUCAGUCUGUUCUCGAUGUCAAGGAUGAAAAUCCAAUGCCCAAGGGAGCCAGCCCGCAGAACCACUUCCGCCGUUCGAUCUUGAUUUUAACGCCUCAAAGAGCCUUGAAGUUCACUGCAAUGACCCUCGAACUUCACUGCAUUUGGUUGACUGCCUUGUCUUUUCUCAGCCAUUCUUCUAUGGCUUUAAACGAUCUCGCCGCACUACCACCCAUCCCACAGGAAGAAUAUGCCCAACGCCAACCCACCGCAUCUCUUCGUCGAAAUCCGAUUAGAGAUUCCAUCAGGGUAGCCAAGGGCAAAACUCGCUCAAGCAGCAAGUCGAAGCGGUCAUUCACUCCGCAGCCCGCUGCGGUACCAGAACUCCCGCACAUCGAGGAUCGGGGGGACGAACCCGUCUGUGAUGCAGCUGAUCCUCCAUUUGUCCCGAGAUUUGCGUCUCACACCAGGAAAAGGAGUAACACGGCGCCCCGGCCCGUGCCUGCUGCUCUUCGAACCUUUUCCAGCCACGCACCCGCCCCGUCGACCUACAGCGCGACCACCGCUGGGUCGUCCGAGCUUCAUUCCCCCUCAUCCAUUGGCCCGAGUGGGCUUCACAGCGGCCAGAGUAGCAUUAGUCGUCGAAUGUCGGAAGCCAGCGGGGCGACUGGUACAGGAGCGACGAAUUUCUUCGAUGCCAUUGGCACCGUGAGGAUGGAGGCGUUUGUCGACGGCAGCGUGGCGUCUCGCAGACGAGGGUUUCGCAACAGACACGGUGGAAAAAGAGAUCCUGGACUUUACCCGCAGAGUCCAGAUACUGAUUUCACCCGAUCUGAUGAUGCAAGCGAUAUCUUUUCUCGAAAUGAUGACCCGUUCAAAGGAUUCUAA
This is a messenger RNA of Ophidiomyces ophidiicola, 3888 nucleotides long. RefSeq lists its product as uncharacterized. Bases 1 to 3888 code for a protein of 1295 amino acids. Gene Ontology annotation, biological process: maintenance of protein location in cell cortex; dynein-driven meiotic oscillatory nuclear movement; microtubule cytoskeleton organization. The record is from RefSeq and is a predicted model, not a curated record. Gene Ontology annotation, cellular component: mitochondrion; cell cortex. Gene Ontology annotation, molecular function: tubulin binding; phospholipid binding. NCBI's taxonomy places the organism in Eukaryota, Fungi, Ascomycota, Eurotiomycetes, Onygenales, Onygenaceae. The transcript is spliced from 2 exons.